GAUUUCUUGUCUAUAAAGAGGAUACUGAUAACUUGGCUUCCUUAGUUUCAUAGUUCUUGCUCACUGAAGUCAUCUCUUUGAAUCUUCACUUUGCUUCUUAUAGAGAUUCAGAUUACGUCGUGCGAGUUGUAUAAACCAGGAAGCAUGGCGAUCAAAGAGGAUGUGGAGAAUGUUGUGCAGGAGAACAUAAGGGAGCCACUCGUGAGAAGUAGUGGAGAGGGAUCUGGUCAUGGAAGCGGCAAAGAGGAUCAAUGGAUGGUUUACCUGAGCACAUUUGUUGCAGUUUGCGGCUCUUAUGAAUUCGGAUGUUGUGUGGGUUAUUCAUCGCCUACUCAGUCUGCCAUCACUGAAGAUCUCAGUUUAACAACUUCAGAGUACUCAGUGUUUGGCUCCAUUCUUACAUUUGGUGCAAUGAUAGGUGCUAUCACAAUUGGACCCAUCACCGAUCUUGUUGGUCGAAAAGGAGCCUUGAGAAUGUCCUGUGCUUUCUGUGUUGUGGGUUGGCUUGCUAUUUACUUUGCUGAGGGUGCUUGGGCUCUUGACAUUGGGAGAUUGGCAACUGGAUAUGGAAUGGGAGCCUUUUCAUAUGUUGUACCUGUUUUUGUUUCUGAAAUUGCACCCAAACAUCUUCGAGGAAGACUAACUGCUUUAAAUCAGUUGAUGAUUGUUUCUGGAGUCUCCGUUUCCUUUAUAAUUGGGCUUGUAGUAAGCUGGAGGGCAUUAGCACUAAUAGGACUAAUUCCGUGUGCUGUGACCCUUUUUGGUCUCUUUUUCAUUCCCGAGUCUCCAAGAUGGUUGGCAAAGAAAGGACGCCACAACGAUUUUGAAGUUGCACUGCAGAAACUUCGUGGGAAAGAUGUUGACGUAUCUCAUGAAGCAGCAGAAAUCCAGGAUUAUAUAGCAACUCUUGACAGUCUCCCUAAAGCCAAAUUGCUAGAUUUGUUUCAAAGGAGAUACUUGCCGGCAGUCUUGAUAGCAGUUUUCUUGAUGGUCUUUCAACAACUGGGAGGAAUCAAUGGUGUCUGUUUCUAUGUCAGUGAUAUUUUUGAGCAAGCAGGAUUUUCUUCCACCGUUGGAACUAUAAUCUACGCUAUUCUUCAGGUUGUGGUAACUGGCAUAGGUGCAUCCAUAAUGGAUAAAGCCGGACGAAAGCCUCUGAUAUUGACUUCUGCAUCAGGAUUGCUACUUGGCUGUGUGGUGACUGCAAUUGCAUUCUUUCUCACGGCUCAAGAACUGGCUCUCACUGUUGCUCCUGUACUUGCAGUAACUGGCAUACUGAUAUUCAUAGGAGCCUUUUCAAUAGGAAUGGGAGCAGUGCCUUGGAUUAUCAUGUCUGAGAUAUUCCCUAUAAAUAUUAAAGGGCAAGCCGGAAGCUUAGCCACACUAGUGAACUGGUUCGGUGCAUGGUUGUGUUCCUACACUUUCAACUUCCUUAUGAGUUGGAGCACAUACGGUACCUUCAUUCUGUAUGCAGCAAUCAAUGCUCUAGCUAUAUUUUUUGUGAUAUUCUUUGUACCUGAAACCAAGGGGAAAACUCUGGAACAAAUCCAAGCAGCCAUAAGUAAAGAGAGAAGUGAAGAAACAUAAGGAGAAGAAACGGAGAGCAUUUUUGAGGGUAAAUCUCAUUGAAAUCUUUGCAAAUCCAUCGCCAAAACUUGGUAGAUGGACACUGCUUCAAAACAAAGAGUACUGUUAUACCAGUAGUGUACUGCUGUUUUUCUUCCUUUUUUUUAUUUUUAUUGAUUGAGGUCAAUUGGUGCCUGAUUUUCAUUUAAACUAUGAAAUGCUGUUGAAUUC
This is a messenger RNA of Fragaria vesca subsp. vesca, 1797 nucleotides long. RefSeq names its product sugar transporter ERD6-like 7-like. Gene Ontology annotation, biological process: transmembrane transport; carbohydrate transport. Gene Ontology annotation, molecular function: sugar transmembrane transporter activity. The record is from RefSeq and is a predicted model, not a curated record. Bases 145 to 1587 code for a protein of 480 amino acids. The transcript has 18 exons. Gene Ontology annotation, cellular component: membrane. Lineage: Eukaryota; Viridiplantae; Streptophyta; Magnoliopsida; Rosales; Rosaceae.